Messenger RNA from Phaedon cochleariae (mustard beetle), 1505 nucleotides. The record is from the annotation of a GenBank genome assembly. NCBI's taxonomy places the organism in Eukaryota, Metazoa, Arthropoda, Insecta, Coleoptera, Chrysomelidae.
AGAUAAUAUAAACAAGACCUUGAUAUCAACCUAGCAGUUACAAGUUAGAUUAACAGUGUGCCAGCAGAAAGUCUAGAUAAAAUUCAAUAAUAUGAAGUGUUUCCUGAAAUAUUCCAAACACUGUGAUUAUCCAAUACAAAAUCUUCCAUACGGAGUAUUUUCAACAGAUAAAGAUCCAACUCACAGAAUAGGUGUUGCCAUUGCUGAUUCAAUACUAGAUUUGAGAGAAAUUUCCCAUUUGUUCACUGGCCCAGAACUACAGAGCCAUCAGCAUGUUUUCAAAAAAGAAACGUUGAACGAUUUUAUGGCUCUAUCUCCAAAAGCUUGGAAAGAAGCAAGAGAAACUAUUCAGACAUUGCUAUCUGAUGGCAAUCCUACGAUUCAAAAAAAUCCAGAGCUGAUGAGCAGAGCCUUCACUUCACAAUCAGAUGCAACCAUGCAUCUUCCAGCACACAUCGGAGAUUACACAGACUUUUAUUCUUCCUUACACCAUGCAACCAAUGUUGGAAUUAUGUUUAGAAGCAAAGAAAAUGCCUUAAUGCCAAACUGGAAAUCUCUGCCUGUUGGUUACCAUGGAAGGGCUAGCUCUGUGGUAAUAUCAGGUACCCCCAUCCACAGACCACAUGGACAAACCCUACCAGUUGAAGGAGCUCCCCCAGUGUUUGGACCAAGUAGGCUGAUGGACUUUGAAUUAGAAAUGGGGUUCUUUGUUGGAGGAGCAACACAACUGGGCGAACCUGUGGAUGUUGAGAAGGCCCAUGAACAUAUUUUCGGAUUUGUCAUCGUAAACGACUGGAGUGCUAGAGACAUCCAGAAAUGGGAAUACGUCCCUCUUGGUCCAUUCCUAGCCAAGAAUUUAGGAACCACAAUAUCACCAUGGGUGGUAACCACCUUAGCGUUGGAACCAUUCAUCACAGAUAACUUCCCUCAGGAUCCACAACCACUUCCAUAUCUGCGACACUCUGAUAACUUCAAUUUUGACAUCAAUCUCCAAGUGGACAUAGCACAACAAGGAAGUAAUGUAUCUACAACCGUAUGCAGAUCAAACUACAAAUAUCUGUACUGGACUGCCAAGCAGCAACUAGCUCAUCAUACCAUAUCUGGUUGUAAUUUGAACCCAGGAGAUCUCAUGGCCAGUGGAACGAUAAGUGGAGAGAGUUCGGAUUCUUUCGGGAGUCUGCUGGAGUUAUCUUGGAAGGGCACUAAACCUCUGAACUUAUUAGAUGGAUCACAAAGGAAAUUCUUACAAGACGGAGAUACGGUCAUAAUGAAAGCAGUAUGUGAAGGAGACAGCUAUAGUAUAGGUUUUGGUACCUGUGUAGGAACAUUAUUGCCAGCGAAAAAAUUGGCAUGGCUCUCUUGAAUAACCCUUGUAUAUUCAUGUAAAGGUUCUUCGAAUAAUCAUACAAUAUCGUAUGAGUACAGAGAUACAAGUUUUAUAUUUACUAUGUUUCGUACUUUAACACUAGUUGUAUUAUUGAGGAAUAAAAUUAUUCCAGAUGGUA